AUGUAUUUCGUCCCACUGCUUGUCUUUGCUAGCAUCUUAUGGAAAUGUUCUAGCCAGCUCAUCCUUGGGACUAUUGCGGUAAUAGAAUUCACUAUCGAAUUUAUGGAAAUGGAGGCCGUGGUCGCUACCGCUGAGAUUAGUGUUGAGGGGCCUGUUGUUGGGGUUACUGAAUCUGCAGUAGAGAGUGAAGUUCUACUACAAACACAAGAAUUGGAAGUGGGAGGAUCGUACACUGUUAGAGCCGGGAUUCCAGGGCAAUUAGGACGUCGAGACGUUUCUGGAUCUUUUGGCUUUGACAACGUUAGAAUCACGGAUACAACUGUUAGUGGAAGUGUAGACAUCACUUUACGGCCUUUACGUGUGAAUUUCGACACAACAACUCCUAGGGUUCAAGUAUCGGUCCCAUACCAGGCUGGUAUUACAUUCGGCCCUAGACAUGGACCUGGCCCAAGUCAUGGUGUGAGUUUUAGUAUGCAUGACGCUGUUGUUCAUGGCAGAGGUCGUUUUGGGAUUGGGCGAAAUAGUCAUUUAAUCUGGAGAAUUCGCUCAUCUACAGGAAGAUUCUUGGGCUCAAGAUAG
Exserohilum turcica Et28A is the source of this 579-nucleotide messenger RNA. RefSeq lists its product as uncharacterized. The coding region runs from base 1 to 579 and encodes 192 amino acids. The transcript has a single exon. The record is from RefSeq and is a predicted model, not a curated record. Lineage: Eukaryota; Fungi; Ascomycota; Dothideomycetes; Pleosporales; Pleosporaceae.